AUGCCGUGGUUCCCGGUGAAGAAGCUCCGCAAGCAGGCCAAGCUGCUGCUCCUGCUGCUGCUGCUCACCGGCGCCGCGUGGCUCACGUACGUGCACCUGAGCCUGGGGCGCCGGGGCCGCGCGCUGCGCCAGCCGCUGGGCUACGGGCGAGACAGUGAGAAGCUGAGCGGUGUGACCGACGGCCGGGGGGUCCGGGCUGCACUGUCCACGCAGCGGGCAGAGGACUCCAGCGAGAGUCGCGAGGAGGAGCAGGCGCCCAGCAGCCAGGACCUGAACGUGCUGUUUUCUGGGGGAGCCGGAAGGCCGCCCCCCCUGAACCUCACACAUCAAGCACCCCCCUGGCGGGAGGAGUACAAAGGGCAGGUGAACCUGCAUGUGUUCGAGGACUGGUGCGGGGGCGCCGUGGGCCACCUGAGGAGGAACCUGCACUUCCCGCUGUUCCCUCACACGCGCACCACCGUGAAGAAGCUGGCUGUGUCCCCCAAGUGGAAGAACUACGGCCUCCGGAUCUUCGGCUUCCUCCACCCGGCGAGAGACGGAGACGUCCAGUUCUCUGUGGCUUCCGACGACAACUCUGAGUUCUGGCUGAGCCCCAAUGAGAGCCCGGCAGGCGCCCAGCUGGUGGCCUUUGUGGGCAAGACCGGCUCAGAGUGGACGGCGCCUGGAGAGUUCACCAAGUUCAGCUCCCAGACGUCCAAGCCCCGGCGGCUCAUGGCCUCCCGGAGGUACUACUUUGAGCUGCUGCACAAGCAGGACGACCGAGGCUCGGACCACGUGGAAGUGGGUUGGCGAGCCUUCCUUCCCGGCCUGAAGUUCGAGGUCAUAGGGCCUGCUCACCUCUCGCUGUACACAGAUGAGUCCUCCCUGAAGAUGGACCACGUGGCCCAUGUUCCACAGUCCCCGGCCAGUCACGUGGGGGGGCGCCUGCUGCCCGAGGAGCCCAGAGCCGACAUGCUGAGGCCAGACCCUCGAGACACCUUUUUCCUCACGCCGCGCGUGGAGCCCUCGAGCCUGGAGAACGUGCUGGAGCCGUGCGCCUACGCCCCCACCUACGUGGUCAAGGACUUCCCCAUCGCGAGAUACCAGGGCCUGCAGUUUGUGUACCUGUCCUUCGUGUACCCCAACGACCACACGCGCCUCACGCACAUGGAGACGGACAACAAGUGCUUCUACCGCGAGUCGCCGCUGUACCUGGAGAGGUUCGGGUUCUACAAGUACAUGAAGAUGGACCAGGAGGAGGCGGGGGAGGACGCCGAGCAGGCGCAGCGCCGAGCCUUCCUCUUCCUCAGCCCGGACGACUUCCUGGAGGAAGAGGAGGAGGGGGAGCUGCUCGACAGUCUGGAGCCCACGGAGGGGGCCCUGAUGCAGCGCCGCCGCCGCCCCCCCACCCCUGCAGCCCCCACAGAGGCCCGAGCUACCCCCGCCCCGCCCACGCCUCCCCGCGCGGAUCAGGAGCGCACCUCCAGGCGCUCCCGGGCGCUCAGCUGGGCCCCCCGGGCCGCACCCCCGCUGCCCCUCCUCCUAGGCCGCCCCCCGCCCCCUCGCUCCGCAGCCGCGCAGCCGCCCCCCAAGGUCUACGUGACUCGGGUGCGGCCGGGUCUGCGGGCGCCCGCUCGGGCCCUGGCGCCGCUCAGCGCGGGCAGCGUGCCCUGGCCGCCUUUCCCUGGCAUCUUCCUGCGCCCCAGGCCCCUGCCCCGGGUGCAGCUGCGGGCGCCCCCACGCCCGCCCCGGGCUCGGUCUCCGGGCCAUAGGACCAGCGGCUCCCGGGCCACAGAGCCUAAGCCCCCCGCCUGGGCGCGGGCCACGCAGGGGAGCCGGGAGGGCCGGGCACCGCCGCUGGGACCCACGGCCCCCACGGAGAACUCGAAUGCGCCUUCGGAGGCGCGCCCCGCGACCUCCUUCCUGAGCUAUUCCCAGGUGUCCCGGCCACAGCUGCCUGGGGAGGGGGAGGAGGAGGAGGAGGAGGGGGACGAUGACGGGGCCCCGGAGGACGAGGCCGCCUCGGAGGACAGCGAGGAGGCGGCGGGCCCCGCGGCGGGCCGCUGGCGCGAGGAGGCCAUCGACUGGCAGCGCACGUUCAGCGUGGGCGCCAUGGACUUCGAGCUGCUGCGCUCCGACUGGAACGACCUGCGCUGCAACGUGUCCGGGAACCUGCAGCUGCCGGAAGCCGAGGCCGUGGACGUGGUGGCUCAGUACAUGGAGCGGCUCAACGCGCGCCACGGCGGGCUCUACGCGCUCCUGCGCAUCGUGAACGUGGAGAAGCGCCGCGACUCUGCGCGCGGGAGCCGCUUCCUGCUGGAGCUGGAGCUGCAGGAGCGCGGGGGCGGCCGCCGGCGCCUGUCGGAGUUCGUCUUCCUGCGGCUGCCGGGCGCCCGCGCCGGGGACGCCGACUGGGACGAGGAGAGCCCGGAGCCCGCGGCCGCCGCCCCCUCGGCCUCCGCGCGCCCCGACGGCCUCCCCGAGCUCUGCCGGCCACUGCGCCUGGCCUGGCGCCAGGAUGUGAUGGUUCACUUCAUCGUGCCGGUGAAGAACCAGGCGCGCUGGGUGGCCCAGUUCCUGGCGGACAUGGCCGCGCUGCACGCGCGCACCGGGGACUCGCACUUCAGCGUCGUCCUGGUGGACUUUGAGAGCGAGGACAUGGACGUGGAGCGGGCCCUGCGCGCCGCGCGGCUGCCCCGGUACCAGUACCUGAGGCGAGCCGGGAACUUCGAGCGCUCGGCGGGGCUGCAGGCCGGAGUGGACGCGGUGGAGGACGCCGGCAGCAUCGUGUUCCUCUGCGACCUGCACAUCCACUUCCCCCCCAACAUCCUGGACGCCAUCCGCAAGCACUGCGUGGAGGGCAGGCUGGCCUUCGCCCCCGUGGUCAUGCGCCUGGGCUGCGGGAGCUCGCCCGCGGACCCGCACGGGUACUGGGAGGUGAACGGCUUCGGCCUCUUCGGCAUCUACAAGUCGGACUUCGACCGCGUGGGAGGCAUGAACACUGAGGAGUUCCGGGACCAGUGGGGCGGCGAGGACUGGGAGCUCCUGGACAGGGUCCUGCAGGCGGGGCUGGAGGUGGAGCGGCUGCGCCUGAGGAACUUCUACCACCACUACCACUCCCGGCGGGGCAUGUGGGCCACGCGCAGCCGUGGCCGUGGCCGUGGCCGUGGCCGGAAGGGCUCCCAGGCGGAGGGAGCGUGA
Molecule: messenger RNA, 3180 nt
Organism: Eptesicus fuscus (big brown bat)
Lineage: Eukaryota; Metazoa; Chordata; Mammalia; Chiroptera; Vespertilionidae
Gene: B4GALNT4
Product: beta-1,4-N-acetyl-galactosaminyltransferase 4
Exons: 20
Coding region: 1-3180 (1059 amino acids)
Cellular component (GO): Golgi cisterna membrane
Molecular function (GO): acetylgalactosaminyltransferase activity
Source: RefSeq, a predicted model, not a curated record